Synchiropus splendidus (mandarinfish) is the source of this 3453-nucleotide messenger RNA. It is a transcript of the gene srrm3, whose product is annotated as serine/arginine repetitive matrix 3. Bases 193 to 2037 code for a protein of 614 amino acids. Lineage: Eukaryota; Metazoa; Chordata; Actinopteri; Syngnathiformes; Callionymidae. The transcript is spliced from 14 exons. The record is from RefSeq and is a predicted model, not a curated record. Gene Ontology annotation, molecular function: mRNA binding.
GCAGAGCUGCGCGUUGCUGUCCACUUCAGCACCACAAGCCGAGCAGAGACAUCCGGGCCAGUCUGACCUGGAGACAAGGGACGGGGCUCAGCAUCAGCACCGUCCUGGAUCCAGACUGCUGAACAAUAACCGCUUGCAGACCAAGAAUCGUCGACUCGGCCGGACUGAAGCCCGCAGGAGACUACGGUCAUCAUGUAUGAUGCAACAGGGGUUCCAUCUCCGAAGGAUGGGGCUGAAGGUAUUGCUAAGCCGGUGGUCCCUGGUGGAGGUACAGCAGCAGGGUCAGGAAGUCCGACCACCCUCCUGCAGGCUAAAACAGAGGAGGGUCCAGCAGGUACUGAAGAGGAAGAGGAGACUCUGGCGGAACCUGUUCUUGUGAAAAAGCCCCACAGAGAGAUUCUGGACCAUGAAAGGAAGAGGAGGGUGGAGCUCAAGUGUAUGGAACUUCAGGAGAUGAUGGAGGAGCAAGGAUACACAGAAGAGGAAAUCCGACAGAAAGUCAGCACGUUCAGACAAAUGCUGAUGGACAAAGAGGGAGUCAUCACCAGAGACGGCCCGAACAGAGAGCCCAUGGUCAACAACGUGCACUAUCAGACCGAUGAGUACGAAGAUGACUCCGGAGUGGUCAGAUAUGAAGACGGAGAUUAUGACUACCAGAGUGACACCAGGGUGCGGAGGUCCAGCAGCUCUCCUUCACCACGUCCAAAAAAGAAAAAGAAGAAAAGAUCAGGACACAGAAGAAGUCGGUUCGGCAGCUCCUCGCCCACCCGAAGAGAGAAGAAGAAAAAGAGUGGGAAGAAACACAAGCGUGACAGGUCUGUGUCCGGCUCAAGAAAAAAGAGACGAUACAGAUCAGGCAGCCCAAAGAACAAACACAGAGACAAGAACAAACAGAAGAAAAGGUCCCCGGGCGAGACCGCCAGUCAGAGUUCCCAGCGUCAAGGCAGCUGCUGCAGUUCCCGCAGUGCCUCUUUGUCCUCUACUCGGAGCAACUCCAAAUCUCCAGCCAGGCUGAAUUCCAAGCACUUGGUGGAUGAUGACAGGAUGACAAGCACCUCGGUGUGUCCUGGUUCCAACAGUCCCACAGCUUGGCACAACGGCGACCACCUUCAGCAAACGCGCAACGGCAAAGCGAACCGCCUCAACCACGCGGAGGACGAGAAAGCACAUGAUAAGAUCCGUGUGCUGACUGCUGGCUCUGCAAGCCUCCCGUCCAAUCUGCUGAAAGAGCACAGGCACCAGGGCGCCUCCAGUCGGAGUCAAACGGGACAGAUGUGCGUGGCGGCAAAGGACUCGGUGGAGGUCGGGGGCCAAACGUCGGCAGGCAGAUCAGGCCAUAGAGGGCAGAAUAAGAGCUCCCCUGCUCACAGCAGCGACUCCAAUCACUCACAGCAUAACCACGCUCACAGAGGCCGCAAGAAAAAGAGCAAGGGAGGCCGUUCAAGCAAGCGUCACCAGCGCUCCAAAAGAGGACAAGGUCACCACAGGAGCCCGUCGGCGUCUCCAGGCCGUCACUCGCACGCAUCAUCGGGCCGGAAGAAAGACGGCUCGCGCAGCAAAGAGAGCAACCGACAGCGCAGCAGCUCCUGGAGCAGUGGGCGGUCUUCCUCGGGCUCCAGGGAUCGAGGGCCCAGCAAGAACAAAUCUCCCCACAACAGACAGAACACCUCCAGGGACAGAGACAGCCCAAGCCGCGGUGACACAGACUCCGAGAGUCGAGCUCGACGUCGCUCUCGCAGCUACUCGCCCAUUCGUAAGAGGAGGAGAGACUCGCCCAGCUUCAUGGAGGCCCGCAGAAUCACCAGCGCCCGUAAGCGCCCGAUUCCCUACUACCGACCCAGCCCCUCCUCCUCCAGCUACGACAGCAGCCCGUCCCGGUCGAGCCGCAGCCGCAGCCGCAGCUACAGCAGCCGCAGCCACAGCAGGAGCCGCAGCUGGAGCCGCAGCGGCAGCCAGAGCUGGAGCCGCAGCAGGAGUCGCUCCAGGAGCCACCACAGCUACUCCACCCGCAGCAGCUACGACAGCCCGGGGUUCUGACCCCCCGAACCCGCCUCCAAACAAAGGACUGCCUACGCAGGCGGCAAGCACCGGUGUUGACCAGGACCUCCUCCAACCCAGAGCCGGGGAACAAAGAGGAGCAUGUUUGAUAUCACAGUUACUCGUCUUCAUGUAUACAAGGUAUUUAAAAAAAAGUGGGUCAAGUUUUCGGUUGAGCCCAAAGAACAAACUGUAUGUUAGCACUUUCUUUCUUCCACAAAACAACCAAAAACGAGACCAUGAAGAAGUCGUAUAACACACUCCACUUCACAUAAGGGAACCUUUUAUCCGCCAUCUCUCAUGGAAGCACAGAGAUCAACGGCAGUAGGAACAAAAGAUGACCUUUUCUUUUUGUCUUUUUUUUGACGCACAUUCUAUUCUGUUGUGACUUUGUAAACUAUGCACUGUAUAGUUCAUGUAGUUUGCCGACUCAGCAUGAUGCAUCAAGAUGGACUCGUGAAGCACCGCUGGCUGAGAUGCACUGGGAGGCGCGUGAGUGCAACGUUAUUUAUCAGAGCGGCGGAUUGUGCUGCUCUUCUGUACAGGAAAAACUCUCUGCAAAAGCCUCCAUGCACACGUCUGUGUUGAGCAUUUAUUUAUUGAUUUAUUUAUGAACAUAUUUAUUGUUUAACUUAUUUGAAACAUGUUCGGGUGGAGGUCGAACCUGCAGCCGAACCUGCAGCUCAGCGACUGUCGUUGAGUCAGAAGUGUUGUUUUAAUUCGCUCAUUUUACUGCGACUAUUAUCAGUUUCCAAGAUGCGACCAUCAUCAUCCCGCGCUUGAAGUAAAAGUGACACUCCUUACUGUCUGAACUAUGAAGUCAUAAAGUGUUCAUAAAGUUUGGAAACUGACCCGCUUUUCACAAAAGAUGCUUUAAAGUUUUCUUAUGUUAAAUAAUCGCAAAAAUCAAUGGGAUUAAAUUAAGAUCAAUGAUACAUCUAGCGCUUCAUUAUUUUUUAACUUGUUUACGGUCGGGCUGUUGAAGUAAAAAAAAUGUUGUACAUCCAAUUACACACAUGAACUGAAUCCACUUCAACCGGACUGUUAUUUACUGGUGUAAAUUAACAGUUUAACAGUAUUAAAGUUCCAGCUGUAACACACUCCAGAGGAGUUUCAACUUUAAGUUUAUUAACGUCCUGAAACAUCACAAGUGUUUCUGCUCGACCAACAUUUCCACGGUGGUAGAAUCAGGGAUCACCAACAGUCUUCCUGCUCGAUCAUCUGGCCACUGUAACCGAAUCCCACCGGCCGAUGAGUCCGAACGCAGCAUCUCAAUUGGGAAAGUCAUCCUCUGUAGUGUAGAAGUUGUUAUUCCUGACAAUAAACUGAUGACAUCUUGGAUCCUCGAGUCAUUUUCCUCUCUGGGCGCGUGUGUGCAGCGAUGCUCCGCCUUCGUAUGAAGCCAAGUGUGGUUUG